CUACUUGCCACUAACGUUUGAAGAGGACCUCCACAGUCACCAAGUUAAUAAAGCUCACAAUGGAAAACACUGCAAUCACACACCGAAUCAAUCAAGGGAACCUUUCUCUAACUCGUCAUUUUUCCAGGUAUUCACCACAUAAAGAUCCCCUUGACUUCUCAUCAUCUGCAUCGCCGACGAUCAACCCACCAUACCACAAGCUUUCCGAUCUGCGGACGAAGAACACUUAUUUGUUCAUGCAGCUCCAUGAUUGCUCAUUCCGCCCUUACGACCUUCCAGGGUUUGAUAUUGGUAUGGAUCGUGGAGAUUCAUCAAUGCACCCGCCGUGCUCCGACUGUUCACAAGAGUCCAUGAAUCAAUGCAAAGAAGUGGCAUGCCCCAUACCAGAGAUGACCUCGCAGUGCACUGAUCAGUGUGUCGUCGUCGCCUGUACCGAUCCCACCCACCCUGAGCCCAGUUGCCAUGUUGCUGAUGGUGACAUAAUCUGCAACAGCGCAUGCCUCCCUGAUGAGGACUGCGGCAAUUGUUCUGGUCUUGAAGAACUGCUGCAAUGCUGCACCGACUAUCAUUCUUAUCUGUCCCAGCCAAAGUCCCUUGACCCAAGCCUCACACAGUUGGAUUGGAACCCACAGUCAACGAAUGAUUUGUGUGGAUGCAACGAGAGCGACUACAGCGGACAACAUGUGUCCCAAUUCUUGCCAGAACACAGUGACAUAGCCCGGCCUUUGUAUGACGCAUCUCCCGAAUGCACAGUGUCAUCUACUAGCUCAGCGUUUUCUUCACCCCACAUCCCCCAGGCAGCGACUCAAUUUACACCUGUUGGCCUGCCACGACACCUACCGCAGUUCUCACCACAUAUGUUUACUUGUUUGUGGGCGGACUGCAGGUCUACGUUCCCGUCACUUAUGGAGCUAGUCGGGCACGUCAACUUGGACCAUCUCCGCCCCCAAAAUUUAACGAAGGAAUCAGCCCCUCAGCAGGUAUGCUCAAACGUUUUCCAGAAUCAACAAUUCGACCCCGACGCUUUGUCAUGUCACUGGGGAGAUUGCGCUAUGUUACCCUGUACAGAAUCGAUUUCAAGCUCUUCGACAACUGCAUUUACGAAUACUGUCCUUGACGUUCUUACUACGCAUUUGAUGCAAGAUCAUCUUGGUAUCAAUUACUCCUCCUUCCCGCAAUCGACGACGGUGCGCACUACACCACCACCGAAAACACCUCCAACUCGCAUGGAAAAUAUUACCCGUGACGAAUCACCCACAGACGCCACUCCUUAUCCUUCACCUCGGCACAAGUCUUAUUCGCCAGACUUCCCGUCCACAGACACCAUCAAACCCUGUAAAUGGAGCGGGUGCACGCAAUCAUUCUCUUCUCCUGAUGAUCUUACAAACCACAUCCUCUUUGCCCACAUCGGCAGCGGUAAAGCGCACUACGAGUGUUGCUGGGAGGGCUGCUCUCGGAAUGGCAAGCAAGGAUUUUCGAGUAAACAAAAAGUCGCGCGGCAUAUGCAGUCGCACACAGGACAUAGACCAUUUAAGUGUAAAAUCUGUAAUGCACAUUUCUCGGAAACGGCUACGCUGCAGCAGCAUAUGCGGAGGCAUACCCAAGAGAAGCCAUACGUCUGCGAUUUCCCCGGGUGCGGCAAGGCGUUCGCUAUCACGGGUGCACUGACGAUUCACAAGCGGACGCACAAUGGCUUCAAACCGUUCAAGUGCAAGUAUUGCGAGAAGGCCUUCGCUGAGUCGUCGAAUCUGUCAAAACAUUUACGAACACAUACGGGUGCACGCCCUUACCCCUGUACUGAGAGUGGCUGUGGAAAGUCUUUUGCGAGGCCGGACCAACUUGCGAGACACAUGAGUGUACAUAGAAAGAAGGACUUAGCCUAGACUGGUCUGACUGGGAGCGGCAUGAACACUUCAUGAUAAAUUUAUUUAGUUACUAUGUAUCUGUUAUGUUGAGUUCAAGCUUCUUUUAUACAACAACAGUAGAGC
Suillus subalutaceus is the source of this 1988-nucleotide messenger RNA. RefSeq lists its product as uncharacterized. Lineage: Eukaryota; Fungi; Basidiomycota; Agaricomycetes; Boletales; Suillaceae. The annotation marks the transcript as partial. Gene Ontology annotation, cellular component: nucleus. The transcript is spliced from 5 exons. Gene Ontology annotation, biological process: regulation of transcription by RNA polymerase II. The record is from RefSeq and is a predicted model, not a curated record. Gene Ontology annotation, molecular function: zinc ion binding; DNA-binding transcription factor activity, RNA polymerase II-specific; RNA polymerase II cis-regulatory region sequence-specific DNA binding.